Molecule: messenger RNA, 531 nt
Organism: Kuraishia capsulata CBS 1993
Lineage: Eukaryota; Fungi; Ascomycota; Pichiomycetes; Pichiales; Pichiaceae
Exons: 1
Coding region: 1-531 (176 amino acids)
Biological process (GO): protein folding in endoplasmic reticulum
Cellular component (GO): EMC complex
Source: RefSeq, a predicted model, not a curated record
AUGAGUUUUUAUGAUUUAUAUCUCAAGCCUGAGACAUCGAAAAAACAAAUAACCAAAAGUGUUCAGCUGGUGCCACCGCCAGGAUACACGGAGACUCCAAAGAAGGUGAAGGGAAGCAAGGACGCGGAGAGAAUAGUGAAAAAUUACGAUCUGCAGAGACUAAAGAUGCGCAAGGCAUGGGAGAUGGCGUAUUCUCCCGCAAAGAACAUUCCCAUGAAUUUGGUGAUGAUGUAUUUCUCGCCCAAUACCCUCCAAUUGAUCCCAAUCAUGAUGACCCUCAUGCUGUUUGUGAAUCCCUUGAAAGAAAUCUGGACGGUGAACCAAACCUUCAAUGACUUAGACAUAGGAGAAACCAACGAGGGAGGCUAUGAUCGUUUCCUCAUGAAAGUUUUGUACACAUUGUGUUCCCUCGGAACAAUGGCAGUUGGAGUGUGGAAGCUUAAUGGUAUGGGUCUUAUUCCUAAUAGCUCGAGCGAUUGGUUGGCGUGGGAGGCUCCUACGAUUGGCCAAAUUAGGUCGAUUGUGAUAUAG